AUGCAUCUGACGGCCAUUCUGGGGACUGAACCCCUGGUCGAUGCUGAAGAAGCCCGCUCAUCAAAUCGCGCAGAGGCCUUCAUCAUCUUCUCGCAAGCCAUCCCAUCUCAGUCGCUAGGCUUCAUUGAUGCGCAGGCUGCUACUCUCGAGUUGACCGUCGCCGGCCAUGAUCUGGUCAUACAUCAGUCUCGAGGUCUGCUGACUUCUGAUCGCAAAGAGGGGACCACGGGCGCAGUAGUAUGGAAAGUAACCCCCCUCUUCGCCUCCUGGAUCUCCUCCCCCACAAACUUCCUCUUCACCAACCACCUCCUCACCCCCACCUCCCCCGUCCUCGAACUCGGUGCCGGCGUCUCCGGCAUCGUCGCACUCAGCCUCGGUCCCCUCGUAGCAAAAUACACAGCCACAGACCAACCCUACGUCCUCAAGCUCCUCCGCCAAAACAUCACCACAAACCUCCACACCCUCACACCCCCUAAAAAGAAACCACCCCCACCCCGCACAAAAUCCCCACACCCUCGCCCAAAAAACCCCUCCCUCCCCCCUAACAUCCUCGUCCAAGCCCUCGACUGGGAAACAGACGACGUGAGCCAGUCAGACAGCCUAGACUUGCUCAUCGCAUGUGACUGCAUCUACAACGAAGCCCUCAUCGAGCCCCUCAACAGCACCUGUGCAGCCCUCUGCCGUCGCAGACGCGAUUCACAGUCUCCGACGUUGUGUCUGAUUGCCCAGCAGCUUAGAAGUCCCGAUGUCUUUGCAGCUUGGCUCCAGAGCUUCUGCGAUAAGUUUACGGUUUGGCAGGUGCCGGAUGAGAUGUUGGAUGAGGGAUUGAGGCAGGGUAGUGGGUUUGUUGUGCAUGUUGGGAUUGUGAGGUGA
Molecule: messenger RNA, 873 nt
Organism: Plenodomus lingam JN3
Lineage: Eukaryota; Fungi; Ascomycota; Dothideomycetes; Pleosporales; Leptosphaeriaceae
Source: RefSeq, a predicted model, not a curated record